Molecule: messenger RNA, 355 nt
Organism: Agrilus planipennis (emerald ash borer)
Lineage: Eukaryota; Metazoa; Arthropoda; Insecta; Coleoptera; Buprestidae
Exons: 2
Coding region: 109-258 (49 amino acids)
Source: RefSeq, a predicted model, not a curated record
GCAAUCGUUAUCAAUCGUACAUAACCUACAAAAUACAAGGUGAGAAAGCACUUAAAUAAAUAACGAUUUUUUGAAAAUAUUCAAAUUUAUACCUAAUAAAACAGUAAAAUGACAAAACCAAAUCCCCUUUCUGCAUUUUUCAAAAGUCUGUACCGUGAUGAGUUCAAAUGGUCUCUAAUAAAAAGCAUUGGAUUAUUUGCUCUAGGAAUAAGAAUAGCUCAAGAAUGUGCUGGCAUGGAACUAUUACCAAACCAAUAAUUCGUUCAUUUCAUUUGUUAUAAAAGUAGCAUCUGAAUCUGAUAUACUUAGGUUAUGUUAAUUAAAUUUCAAUAAAUGUGAAUUUUCCUUUAAACUG